AGUCCUGACAUAUCUGACGAACACUUCCCUUUGAAAAUGUGUCGGGCGUAGUUUCCAAGUUACUGCACCUGAAAUAUGUUUGCCUGGCCUGCCUAGGAUAGGAGUAAAAUGACCCUAGUAUGGAAAUUUAUCCUUUUGAUCAGUAUAUUCUACCUGGCUCUAGAAGUUUCAACAGAAAAGAGCAGAAAUGGCAAGUUUAGAAAACUGAAGCCUCGCAGCGGAAGUGGUGGUAACGGCAACAUCUUAAUCCAAAGGGGCAACGGAGCCGGCCGAGUGCAGAACAUCAAGGUUAACGCUGUGUCGGGAAAUAGGGUCCACAUCACCAUCAACCGCAGAAGGGGCAACCACACCAAUAAUGGCAAUCGUUUGAUCCUGUUGAAAUGCUGUGGCGGUUCAACCACCUGUGAUGGUUCAGGCGGUUCAGACGCAUCUUAUGACGGAGACUAUCCAGAUUCAAACUCUGGCAAAGCGGCGGGAUCGGAAAAUAAUGCCGGCGCAGGAAAAUCAUCUUCCGCAGCUCCUUCCGAUAGUGGUGCUGGGGCAGACCCAGGUGCUGCAGCGGCUGAUGCGGGAGCAGCAGGUACUGAUUCGUCUGGUGGCAGUGGAACUACAGGCGAUGCUACGACAGAUUCAUCGCAAACAGUAGAUGCUGCGGCUGGGAGUGGUGGUGCCGCUGCAGAUGCAGGAACAGGGGGCGCAGCGGGUGCUGCAAGUGGAGGUGCAGCAGACACGGCUGGAAACGCAGCCGGUGGUGGCUCAGGCACUGGAGGUGCUGCAGGAGGAGGAGGUGGAGGGGGCGCCGUUGUGGAAACCACCACUGCUGCUCCACUGCAAGACACAACCACUCAGCCUGUGGACACAACAACCACCACUUCAACAACCACCGUUGCAACUACCACCGCUACAACGGUGGCAAACGGAGGAGGAGGAGGGGGAGUAGGAGGAGGAUGGGGCGGUCCAGCUGCAGGCGCCACCGAAACAACAACCACAACGACUACCACUAAAUUGACCACGACCACCACAGAAGUACCCGUGGUUUGUCCGAAUCAAACGUGUCCCCCUGUCAAUGGUUCCGACGCCUGCGCAUAUAAUCCAAUGGUGGUGACGAUGGCCAGAAACGGAAUGUUACCGCCAGGAACAGGUUCCUUCCAAACUACUUGCGGAAAAGAAUACGUUUUUGCUCAGCAAUUAGGCACAUACGCGGAAGCAGUAAAGGCUUGUUGUACUUUGAGCACGAGAUUAGCUUCAAUGGAAAAGGUCACAGAGAUCAAGUGCCUGGCUAGCUUCGUCAAAAGUUCGCCGACAGUGGUGGGUUCGACAACCAAAUUUUGGGUCAGCGGAUUGAACUAUGGCUGCCGUGGAAACUACAAGUGGUGCAGCACCAACACUGCAUUUGACACAAACGAAAAGUUGUGGCUGCCAGGUCAGCCGUCUCGGACCGCAAAUUCCACCUGCGUUUUCGUCACCCUGGAUCCGGCAGGUUUUGGCCUGUCCAAUGAAAAUUGCGAUCAAAAAAUGGGAUUUAUUUGUGAAUAAUUCAAAAUUUAUUUGAACGCCAUCAAAGCUGCAUCAAAGAAAACUCUUUAAGUAGACUUUUGCAAUAAAAUCAGAAAAUCAAAGGCACGUCGAAAUGCCAGUCUUGU
Messenger RNA from Neocloeon triangulifer, 1643 nucleotides. RefSeq lists its product as uncharacterized. The record is from RefSeq and is a predicted model, not a curated record. The coding region runs from base 109 to 1536 and encodes 475 amino acids. NCBI's taxonomy places the organism in Eukaryota, Metazoa, Arthropoda, Insecta, Ephemeroptera, Baetidae. The transcript has 10 exons.